ACGGAAGAUGCAGGGCGCCCGAGACCUGACAGGACUCCUAAUUGAGGAGCUAGCAUCUCUUGGUCUGACUGAUUUCGACCAACUGCUCGCCUUGUACAUUAAUGGCACGGGUUGCAGUGACCUUGGGUGCGCAGCCAUACUUAAGGUGUUUGCUCUCGCCGUCCGCCUACUUCUAACCGUUCCACCGUCUGCCUCAUGUGGAUCUGUGCCUUCCGCGAACCUGCCCUACCACAAUCAACACAUCUCGGAUCAACCCACAACGUCAUCAGAGCUGCAUGUGCCAUCACUGCCAUCAGUCUAUCGCAUCUCGGAUCAUCAGUGGACAACCCCAUCGCCAGGAACAUCAUCCGCUGCUGCUACAAAACGCGUGCGCUCAUCGCCACCACUCUGUGGGCCCGGUAGCUGCGCGACAGUGCAGUCUACUAAUCCGCUGCUUUUCAUGAUGCAGGAGAUGUACGGCGACGUGCUGUUCAAGUGUCCGGUGUUGUACUUCUCCGAGUACUUGAGCUCUCUCAGCCACACCGUCUUCUCCUACUAUCUGGACUACGACUCUCGGGCAAGCAAUGAACCAGAUCAAACUCCCCACGACGAUCUUGCCAUGCUCUUCGGAGAGCCACUGAGUGGCGUUUCUACAAACGCAGGCAGGAACCUGAGCCGCAAGCUGAUUGACAUCAUCAGUGGCUUCGCCAAAAAUGGACAACUGCCGCAUGCCAGCGACGCUGCUUGGCCCCAGUUCUCUUCCCCUGACACCCAGAACUGCAACGUCGUGAUUGGACACAUGGAGAACAAGCUGGUCACCGACACGAGGACGGGAAAGUGCAGCCUCCUGCGCAGGUUCAUACUCCCUGCGGACUUCCAUCGAGAGGCUGACGGGGGAUAGCGCAUGUUCGCUACUCUGAUGGCGCCAGCAGGUGGCGCGGGCUGCUACUUUGGAGCUAGUGUGUGUUUGCGCCACGUCGUUCGAGCGCAGUGCUCCGUAAUAAGUUGCUGACUGUUUACUAUCCUUCGGCACAGCUUGUCGCGUAUGGCACCAUUUCAAUAUGUUAGCGCUCUGUUAUGAAACAUGGAUCUAAUGCGGGCUACUCGCAAACGUAUAUGCUCCAUUUUUUCUGGAACUGUGCAUUGCGCUAAACGAAUUAGCUUUUUCUUUGUUGGCACGGUUAUAUAGUGCCUAAAUACCCAAUGUAUUUCGAACCUGAGUUGAUGUAGUACGAGACCGCAUCUCACUCUUCUCUGCUCGACCAUCGGCCACUUCCAUUUCGAGACGUCGGCUCUAACGUCGACAAGCGUGGUCACUUUCACCCAUUUGGUGCGCCUUGCGAGAAAUGGCAAUGCGGACGAAGAUGAACAGCUGAGAAACCGUGCCAUUGAAGAACAAAAGGAUCCACACCAGUUUAUCAUUUCCGUAUUAGCUUCCAGAAAUGUAUAGUUUCCUGAAAACACUUCCGAGACAGUGAAGCGCAUGAGAAAUCGACGCUCAAAAUUGCGAGUUGCCCCUCUCUCAUGCGUCGUGCGUUUUGGC
Molecule: messenger RNA, 1522 nt
Organism: Dermacentor albipictus
Lineage: Eukaryota; Metazoa; Arthropoda; Arachnida; Ixodida; Ixodidae
Source: RefSeq, a predicted model, not a curated record